GAUUUAUAUCUAGGUCGUAGAUCGCAUCUUUUCUUCCUGCAGAUUGAUUUAUCCAGAAAUUAGGGCAGCUCAUCUUUGGCAGUACACAUCACAUACUUGCAAACCAUACUUCUGAAUAAGAUGAAUCCAGCUCAAAAAGAGAUGAAUACGAAGCAGACAACAUCUCUAGCUACCAGUUCAACAGAGAGCUCCCUGAUCGAUAGUUCAACGGAUCUUCCCUUGCUCCUCGAUAUGCACAGACGAAACCAAGAGGUCAAAGCUCUGCUUACAGAUUACAACUCAACAUUACAACGGUGCAUUACAAAACUUGAUAAAGGCCUUUCCGGAAAGAACAUCACACGUCCGGAUAAGAAUCUACCCAGGAGUUCGAGCUGAAGAACCCCAUGCUAUUGCCUACCCUAACCCUGGAGGCAACUACUGUUCAAGAU
Aspergillus alliaceus is the source of this 428-nucleotide messenger RNA. RefSeq lists its product as uncharacterized. The coding region runs from base 121 to 375 and encodes 84 amino acids. Lineage: Eukaryota; Fungi; Ascomycota; Eurotiomycetes; Eurotiales; Aspergillaceae. The record is from RefSeq and is a predicted model, not a curated record. The transcript is spliced from 2 exons.